AUGGCUGGCCCGAAUGCCUCUCUUACUCCGCUCCGUUUCCCUGACGGUUCGGCAUCGUACACAUCCCCCACCGGAGAUCACAUAAUUGGAUCCGUAAAUGGUCCUAUCGAACCUGCCCGUCGCGACGCCCAAAAGUCGGAGGAAGCCGCAAUAGAAGUUCUCGUUAAGCCAGGCGUUGGCGUGUCUGGUGUUGGCGAGAGAUAUGUCGAAGGCAUCCUGCGGGGUAUCCUGAGUCGGGUUAUACUACUUCGAGAAAAGUCAAUGCCUAGGAAGGCAAUUAUAAUCACUUUGGUGGUAUUGAAAAAUAAGGGAGCCGACGGGAAGGUUGCAGAACGGGGUGGAUCGUGUCUUUCUAUCUUACCUUCGCUGCUUCACACGGCUCUUCUAGCAUUGCUGUCUGCCGCAAUCCCGCUCUCUAUGGUAUACACGUCCGCCUUCAUCGCAGCAUCCCCGACCGGCGAUCUAAUUGAGCAUCCCUCAAAUUCCCAAGUCAAAGCUGCGAAGUCAUUACACGUCCUAGCGUUUUCGUCCAAGGGGCAUCUACUGCUUAACGAAAGUGAGGGUGAAUUUGAUCUCGAUACCUGGGACAAAGUUUAUGAACUCGCCCAAUCUACCUGUACGGGAAGUCCAGGGGUAAGAAAAGGAGACGGCGACGUUGAUAUGGAUGGUGUGAAAGCGGGCCAAACUCUCGAACAGCUCUUGAGAGAUACGGUGGAAGAUAAGGUCAGGGAAAACCUGGCGUGGAAGAUUGCAACGACCUGA
This is a messenger RNA of Blastomyces gilchristii SLH14081, 762 nucleotides long. Its product is annotated as exosome complex subunit Rrp46. Gene Ontology annotation, biological process: poly(A)-dependent snoRNA 3'-end processing; rRNA catabolic process; nuclear mRNA surveillance. NCBI's taxonomy places the organism in Eukaryota, Fungi, Ascomycota, Eurotiomycetes, Onygenales, Ajellomycetaceae. The record is from RefSeq and is a predicted model, not a curated record. Bases 1 to 762 code for a protein of 253 amino acids. The transcript is spliced from 2 exons. Gene Ontology annotation, cellular component: nucleolus; nuclear exosome (RNase complex); cytoplasmic exosome (RNase complex).